Arachis duranensis is the source of this 2842-nucleotide messenger RNA. RefSeq names its product K(+) efflux antiporter 3, chloroplastic. The record is from RefSeq and is a predicted model, not a curated record. Gene Ontology annotation, biological process: proton transmembrane transport; potassium ion transport. The transcript is spliced from 19 exons. Gene Ontology annotation, molecular function: antiporter activity. The coding region runs from base 266 to 2581 and encodes 771 amino acids. Gene Ontology annotation, cellular component: membrane; chloroplast. Lineage: Eukaryota; Viridiplantae; Streptophyta; Magnoliopsida; Fabales; Fabaceae.
GUCAAACGCAAAUUUCGUUUUGCGCCAAAUCUUUCCAUUCAGUUGUCUCAGAUUUCCUUUCAGCUAAAAUUCAUUCUAAGAACGCUUUCGUUUCUCUGCAAAGUUUGCACCUUUCACUCUUUUACGUUUGCACUGUGCACCUCUAUCAUCAUCCUCACUUUUGGGACUCCUUCUGCGAUUUCUGUUGCCCGUUUUUGGGAUAGGGACUCAAUUCAAGUUCGAUACACGUGAAAAUGAGCACUUUUGCUUCCUGAGACGUACCACUAUGUUGGAGUCACUAGCUCAUGGUCAAAGUUUUAAGCUUAAGGGAUAUGACUUAAUCAAAGAUAACAGUCCUAAAUGUUAUGCUAUUUCAUCAUUCAGUAGAAGUUCUGUUUUCAAGGUUUGUUCAGAUAAAAAGCAAGUGUCGCUGCUUUCACUUGGAGUUAGUUAUAGGAGCACCUCCGUGUCUGAGAAUUUAUGUCAAAGCAAACUUCUCAAUGUUCCAUCAUUUUAUAGUUGGAAAGGAUUCUAUCUCUCUAAGUAUACGCCAUUACGGUUCGAGCGGUUGCAAACAAGUGCAACUUAUGAUGUUGCUGGUGCUGUUGAAGUCAUCCAUGAUUUAGGAUUGGAUACUCUUACUUUCUUGGCUGUAACUGUCUUAAUUGUUCCCACAUUCAAGUCAAUUAAAGCCAGUCCUAUACUUGGUUUCUUCUUGGCUGGAGUUGUACUUAGCCAGUUUGGUUUAAUCAGAAACCUUACAGAUGUUAAAGUUUUGUCCGAAUGGGGGAUCCUUUUCUUGUUGUUUGAGAUGGGUUUAGAGCUUUCACUUGCACGUCUGAAAGCUCUUGCAAAAUAUGCCUUCGGUAUGGGAUUUACUCAGGUUGUAUUAUCUACUUUAGCAUUUGCUGCUUUUGAACUCCCACCAAAUGGGGCUAUUGGAACAAAAAUUUUGGAAUUCCUUUUCCAUUCAAGGCCAGAUCUGGUGAAUAUUAGAAGUAUUGAUGAAGCUGUGGUAAUUGCUGCUGCUCUCUCUCUGUCAUCUUCUGCAUUUGUUCUACAGCUUCUUGCAGAGAAGGGUGAGCUACCUACAAGAUUUGGUUCAGCAACUCUGGGAAUACUUUUAUUGCAGGACAUAGCUGUUGUCCCUCUUCUAGUCAUUCUUCCAAUACUAGAGAGCCAGAAUCUGGCUAAGGAAAGCAUUUGGCCAAUGCUUGCUCAAGAAAGUUUAAAGGCAUUAGGUGGAUUGGGUCUGCUAUCUUUUGGGGGAAAAUACAUUCUUAGAAGAGUAUUUGAGGUUGUUGCAGAUGCAAGGAGCUCAGAGGCCUUCGUUGCACUUUGCUUGCUGACUGUUGCUGGAACUUCACUUGUCACGCAGCAUUUGGGUUUUAGUGAUACGCUUGGGGCAUUUUUAGCUGGGGCACUUUUAGCAGAGACAAAUUUCAGGACCCAGAUUGAAGCUGACAUAAGACCAUUUAGAGGCUUGCUUAUUGGAUUAUUUUUCCUAACUACAGGGACUUCCAUUGACAUGCAGCUUCUUAUGCGAGAGUGGCCACAUGUACUUGCACUCUUGGCAGGAUUGAUUUCUAUCAAGACAUUGAUCAUAACAGCAAUCGGUCCUUGUGUUGGGCUUAGUUUGCAAGAAAGUGUGAGAAUAGGAUUGCUUCUAUCCCAAGGAGGCGAGUUUGGAUUCGUUGUUUUCUCCUUAGCAAAUAGGCUUGGGGUGCUUCCACUUGAGCUCAACAAGUUGCUCAUAAUUGUUGUUGUAUUGUCAAUGGCAUUAACCCCAUUUCUUAAUGAAGCUGGAAGAAGGGCUGCUGAUUUUAUUGAUGGAAAAUUCGAUGUGGAGUUUAAAGCUUCAGAGAUGGUCAACUUUGGUGUCACUGAACCUGUUGUUAUAGUUGGAUUUGGACAAAUGGGCCAGGUCCUUGCAAAUUUCCUUUCCAAUCCGUUGGCUUCAGGAGGAGACAGUGAUGCUGCAGGAUGGCCUUAUGUGGCUUUUGAUCUUGACCCCGCACUAGUAAAUGCUGCUAAAAAAGCCGGCUUUCCAAUUCACUAUGGGGAUGGAUCACAUCCUGCUGUUCUUCAGUCGGCCGGUAUCUCUUCUCCAAAAGCUAUUAUGGUUAUGUUCCCCGGCAAGGAAAAGACAGCGGAAGCUGUUCAGAGGCUACGGUUUACUUACCCUGCAAUCCCAAUCUAUGCCAGAGCUAAAGAUCUUGAGCAUCUUUUAGAUCUGAAGAAAGCAGGUGCAACAGAUGCUGUUUUGGAAAAUGCAGAGACUAGCUUACAGCUGGGUUCUAAGCUUCUGAAAGGUUUCGGAGUGAUGUCGGAUGACCUAGCAUUUUUGAGUCAGCUCAUUAGAGAUUCCAUGGAACUACAGGCUCAAGAAGCAGCCAGCUUCGCCAAAUGCGAUGAAUUAAAUAUGACAAAACAACUGCAGGUGAGAGUUGGUGACUCAAUUGAGGGACAUGCACCUAUGCCAACUACUUCAUCAGAAUUGGACCAGCCGCAUCAAGUUUCCCUCCCUAGAAUUCAGCCAGUUGCGGAACAGCCAGUUGUAGAACAAGACGAUGAACUCAAUCAAACUGAAAGAAGGCGCUGAUGAAAGCUCACCGAUUAUUUGGAUCGCGAGAUGCCAUAGGAUAGCAGAAUCUGAUGGACCUAUCAAUCCAUUGCCAUACUGCCACUAAUUAACCAUUCUAGGUUCUUAACGUUAAUUUUACUAACUCUAUAGUUUCUGAUAGAUUUUCAUACUGCAGAUGCUAACCAUUUAUGUGUAUAUAGGAAGAAUUCAAUUAUUUACAGUUUCUUGUUGUAAUAGAGGGCUUAAUUCUUCUGUCCAACCCAAUAAUCAAAAUAUAUU